GAUGGACGGCGUGGACUAAAUGGGAGACAAGAGUUCUCGUUCAGUAAAGAGUGACGAGGAGAUCCUCACGUCCGGUUCCUGAGGGGAGCUUGGAGACUCCGGCCAAGUCCCAAGUUAGAAAGAAGAGGAUAACAUCGGAUUUUCAUCAACAGAAUAAAAUAUAAAAGUAAAAAAGGAUCCUCUAUUUCUGAAAUCUCGAAGUGUGUCACAAAAAAAUCGGCAUAGAUACCAAGUGCGUAACCUUCUCCCUGAAAGAUUUAGAUGAACAGCGAAAAACUUUCAUUGGUUAAUUUCACAUGUCAUCCGAAAGUGUGAUAGUUACCGUUCGGCUUAUUCGCUCUUUUGAGCAUCGUAAUUUCAGACCUGUUUUGUACCGUAAUGUUAACCUGGACCAGACUAUAAAAGAAUUUAUUGAGUUUGUGAAGAAGGAUAUCACAUCGAGGACAGAACUUUUGCCGCCUUUCAGAAAAUAUACGUAUGACACAAUGAAGAUUAUCCAUCAAGCGCAUGGCUCCAAGACCAACGAACUUGUUCUGAGUUUAGAGGAUGAUGACAAACUCAUUUUGGCGGAAGACAGCACCUUAAAAGCAGCUGGAGUAGCGAAUGAAACAGAGCUGGCAUUUUUCUGCAUGGACGAUUACAGAAACUAUAAAACCAAUCCUGUUACUACCUGGUGAAGACCAAGAAAAUUGAAGGGAAAAAAAAUUCUCUACUGUUAAUGAGAAGGGUUAUCCUGAAAUCCUAAAAAUGUAUGUUAACAAGCAUUGAGACUUUUAUUUACAGCAAUGCAAGACCCAUUGCAGAGCUACAAACAAUGACAUUGCUUUCCGACAAGGCUAAUUUCACUUCUUGAAUUGUGUGGUUUUGGUUUUUUUUAUAAUAAACAUACGUCGAUGCCUUCUCUGUAUGGCUUGCAAAUAGGAAUUCGAAUGUAGAUUGACACAGUCAUUUUUGCCAAAAUGAAGAUGUAUCAGCUUCAGAAAAGAACCAAGCAUUAAAAAAAAAAAAAACUCUGGACAAUCUUACCACACUGGAGCUUUUGUUUAGAAUCCUUUGCAUUUCUUCCCUUGUCUCUCCACAGCUUUUUCUUCAAGAUGAAGGAACUGUGAGAAAUGCCUUUGACAGAUCCAUGAGGGUAAAUGCUGGGCUUGUUUCAGGGUUUAUGCUGCUUUUAAUAAAUCAGGCAGAGUGCCAAAGAGGUGUUUAUAUAGUGCUAAACCUGUAAAAAGGAGAAAAAUAGCUAAAAAAAUGUCAUUUGCAAAGUGGGCAUCUAAUAGUUUCUAAUCACCAAGUAACUUCUCCCAUUUUCUUUGAUUUCUCGCUGGGUAAAACUUUCUUCGGUGUAGCCAUAACUAUCUAGUUCCCAUCACAGUCAGAGUUGGCCACUGUGAUUUAUGAGAUAUGGUCACUGUGGUAUGAUAACUAUGAUGAGAUUUGGUAUCAGAAUGCAUCUGUCUUAUUAACGGAGUCCUUUGCAGUAACUUUUCUGUACCAAUAUGGUCAAGAAUGACAAGCUUGUCAUCUCUGCUGCUCUUCUUUUAAGGAUAUAACAAUGGUUUGGAUUAUGUUCAGACCGGGACAAAAUUCCUUUCAUUAUGAAAAGAUACUGCCUCUAACGCGUUAACUUCCUUUGGAAGGUGGGUUGCAUCACUUCACUUUCUGCCUGAUGGUUUAGUUGUGCUGGCCUGCGUUGAAAAACAUUAGGAAUCAACUCAAAGGGAAGUGUUAAUAUUGCUGUUUCAUAAAGAGCACGGGGUUAUUCCCAGGGCUGAACGGUGGGGCAAAUUAUGGUCUUGUUAAUGAUGUUUCCGUAUUAUGAAUCUCCAAGUAGUAUUUAGUGUAUUUUUAAUAGCUCUCUUUUAAUUGGUCUCAACAGAUGGCAACACCUGGCUGACACUGACUUGGCUUGGAAGCUAAGUAAGGUUGGUGUGGGGUAGUGCUUCUGCAGAACAGAGGCUGAAGGCUAGAUGGGAAGCAAGGGGGAACAUUCCAGAAAGGAGGCAGUGCAAACCACUUCUAUAUUGCUGCAUGGUAAUGGCCAUGGAGUCCCCAAUGUUGGGCUUGACUGGAAAGAGACUGUCUUGUAAUCCUCCUGUGGUGCCCAGUUUUGCUUGUAGCAUAUACAGAGGGUCCUAGACCUACAACCACAAUUGAGCCUAAAAUUUCUGCUGCUAAGGGAGACAUUUGUUAAGUGAGUUUUGCUUCAUUUUACAAUCUUUCUUGCCAAGAAAUAUUAAAAAAUACAAUAAACACUACUUGGAGAUUCAUAAUAAACAUCAUUAACAAGACCAUAAUUUGCCCCACCGUUUGUUAAGUGAAUCACUGCAGUUAAGUUAAUAAGAGCCUUGGUAGUACAGUGGUCUAAGGCACCCUGUUAUUAAGCUGGUUAUUAAGACCAGCUGCCUGCAAUUACUGCAGGUUCGAAUCUCGCCAAGGCUCAAGGUUGACUCAGCCUUCCAUCCUUUCUAAGGUAGGUAAAUUGAGGACCCAGUUGUGGGGGCAAUAAGCUGACUUUGUAUAAAUAUACAAAAGAAUGAAGGCUAUUGCUUAGCGCAUUGUAAGCCGCCCUGAGUCUCUGGAGAACGGCGGCAUAUAAAUCAAAUUAAAAAAAAAAUAACACAGUUGUUAAAUGAAUGAUUUCUCCAUUGACUCUGCUUAUCAGAAGGAGGCAAAAGCUGUUCACAAGACCCCAGGACACUGCAACCAUCAUAAAAAUGAGUCAGUUGCCAAGCAUCUGAAUUUUAAUCACAUGACGAUGGGGAUGAUGCAACAGUAGUAUGAAAAAUGAUCAUAAGUUACUUUUUUCAGGGUCGUAACUUUGAACGGUCACUAAAACAAACUUGUAAGUGAAGGACUACCUGUACAUAAAGAAAAGAGGGAGAAAUACGCACUCAGACCAACUUUGGAGGGGAGGGAGCAAGGAUUGAUAUGGUCCGCUUCAUGCAAUUUUACUAAGCCAAAAUAAAACAAACCCCUUAUUCUGAUGUAGUAGCCACUUUAUACACCUUUUGAGAUAAGUAUGACUUCUUUAGGAUUUUAAAAAUUCUGUAUGCAAAAAAUGCUCAGUUUAGGCCCCUUGAUUAAAAGAACUUAAACAAAGAUAAGUGUUCAGUUGUGAGAUUUCUUUGGUGCAAAAUACACAUCUGAACUUGGCAACGAAUCAAGAAUGUUUGAGAUUUAGCAGUUAUUUGGAAGAGAAAGGAACCUUUUGUAUGUGAAUUUUUCGCUAGCAAAACCAUCCUGGUUUUGCAUUAUUACACUAUAGGAUUUCAGCAUUUUUGGAUAUAAAAAAGGUGAUUUUGUCUUUGUCACAUGAGAAAUAACUUUUCUUCCAGAGAAAUUGGAAUAUUUAAUUAAUCUUUGGCCAAGGUGGAAACUAAAUUGCUGGAUCCUAGAAUGAAUGCCAAAAUUAAAUUAAUUAGCUAUAAGAAUAAUGCUGCAAAGAAUCCAAUUAGCUGUAAUAAGAAGAAAAAUAAUCAAGAUAGUUGAAAAUAGGCCUACCAGAUCUGACUGCAAAAGCCAGGCUACCCCAGUAGAGCUAUAUAGAAAUUUCUAACUCUUUUCUGCCAUCUAGUAAGGAUUUUUGCAACCUAGCUAUACUGGGCCAAGUAUACACUGGAUUCAGUGACCCAAGCUUUUAAUUUGGUAUGAAUUUGUAGCUAGUACUGAAAAUAUGCCAACAAUGGGACAAAAAAUACUGGAAGGUUGCCUACCAUUUUUAGUAUUGGCCCUACAGGGAGUGUUUGGAGGAAAAAUUCACUCACUCUCUUUAGAUGGCUGAGGUUUUCCCCAAGGGCUGCUAUUCAGCAGGUUCUGACAGGUUCUGAAGAACCGGUAGCAGAAAAUUUGGGUAGUUCGGAGAACCGGCAAAUACCACCUCUGGCUGGCCCCCGAGUGGGGUGGGAAUGGAGAUUUUGCAGUAUCCUUCCCCUGCCACGUCCACCAAGCCACGCCCACAGAACCGGUAGUUAAAAAAAAUUGAAUUCCACUACUGUUCCCCCCCCCCUUUUUUUAUAUAUAUAAAAGAUAUUUUAAGUUUCAAUCUGGAUUAGAGGUUUAGUCUUCCGGGCUUUUGGACUCGUGCUGGAGCCCGUCCUUAGGGAACUUCUCUCCACUGGAAUAUGUGCUUUGGGCUAUUCUAUGCUUCAUGUUUUUGUGGUGCCUUCCUAUUGACUGGUGAGCUGAUGGCCUGUGAUUGGCUGUUGAUUUCUUGUGCUGCCAAGUCCUCGGCUCCUAAGUACUUGAUGAGCUGGUAGUCCUGUUGACUGACGAAGAGGCCCAUUUCUCAGGCUUCAAUCAUUUCCCUGGCUAUCUUUGUACCAGCACGGCCAACAAUCUUAGUAGCUGCGAAAUUGAAUGUAUGUCCUUGUUCAUUGCAAUAUGAGGCUACCAGUGAAUAUCUUCAUAAGAGCAGAUCUUCCCAGAUCUUUGAUUUCACAUGAUAUGGGAUCAACGCAGUCAAAUUCUGUUAAAAUUUAAUUGGAUAGAUUUGAAGUUUGUAGUUAACUGAAAGACGAUGCAGGCAACUUAUUUUAUUUUGCAGGACUAAUGUUCUCAAGUAUUCCGCAUCUCCUUGGAGUCACUCGGUUAUUACCAAGCACCUGGUUUAUUCACAACAGGCACUUCUACAAGAAACACAAGCUACCUUGAAAUAGCAGUGCAGUUUACACAAACGCUAGAACAAAGUACUGCAAUGGAUUUUGUCUUCAUCAAAAACCACAAGGUGUCAGCACAGCUUUUCUUUCAUGUAGGAGUGGGGAAAAGAAGUAGACGGUGUCUAGCAUGGUACCAAAGGUGGCUGAGGAAAAAAAAUGUAUGCUCUAUGCGUUUUUUUAACUUUAUGUAAUCCUGAAUUGCUACUAAUACAAAAAUGAAUGUAAAGCUGUGAAUAUCAUGUAGCACAGUUGUCUUUAUAUGGUGAUUGGAUGUGAACUUGAUUUCUUCAUAUGUUUAGUCAUGUCUUGUUUGCUACUAUAUUACCAUGUCAUCUUUAAAAACGUUUAAGGCUUAAUCUGCACAUUUUUCAAGGAGCAUGCCCUGGUACCAUUAUUUUGAAAAGGAAAAAAAAAAGAUUAGGUUGCAUGUCUGAUUUGAUUUCACUCCAAAAUUAAUUGGAGUGCUACUUUUGAAUAAAUGUGGUCAAUGUAAA
This is a messenger RNA of Pantherophis guttatus, 5149 nucleotides long. NCBI's taxonomy places the organism in Eukaryota, Metazoa, Chordata, Lepidosauria, Squamata, Colubridae. The record is from RefSeq and is a predicted model, not a curated record.